AGUCCUAGUGAGUGCUAUUUUAAACUAGGCAAAAGGCAGUGUGUAACUAAAGCUGGCCCUUAAAGAGCCUAGCAGUGAAGCUUCAAGGAAAAUAAUUAACAAAGAUGUCUGACUUAUCUGGGAAGGUUCAGACUGUUCUAGGCCCUCUUGACCCAAAAAAACUUGGCCGCACCUUAACUCAUGAACACUUAACAAUGAACUUUGACUUUGUCUAUUAUCCACCUCCUCCUGAACAGGAAGACCAUUCUGAGGAGCCCAUUACUAUGAAUAGAUUAUACUGGCUCAAGCAAAACCCCUACAGUCACAGAGAGAACCUAAGACUCUGCCAGGAGCUUGAAGCUGUAAAAGAUGAGCUGUUACUUUUUAAGAAAAAUGGGGGCAGUACCAUAGUGGAAAAUACUAUCACAGGUAUUAGCAGAGAUGUUAAAGCCUUGAAGAAACUGUCUGAAGAGACUGGAGUCAACAUAGUCUCUGGAGCAGGUUUUUAUGUGGAUCAAACACACUCUCCUGAGAUUCGUAAUAUGCCCGUGGAAAAGCUUACUGAAAUUAUUAUUAAUGAAGUAAUUACUGGAGUUGAUGGCACAGAUAUUAAAUGCGGGGUAAUUGGAGAGAUCGGCUGCUCAUGGCCUUUGACUGAGAGUGAGAAAAAGGUUCUUCAGGCAGCAGCUCAUGCACAGACGCAGCUUGGCUGUCCAUUGAUCAUCCAUCCUGGCAGAAACCCAGAUGCUCCAGGCCAAAUUGUUCGACUGCUUCAGGAAGCAGGGGCUGAUAUUAGAAAGACUGUCAUGUCUCAUCUUGAUAGGACUAUAUUUGAAAAGGAUAAGAUGCUGGAGUUUGCUAAACUUGGAAGCUACUUGGAAUAUGAUCUGUUUGGAACUGAGAUGUUAAAUUACCAUUUCCGGCCAGAAGUUGACAUGCCAAGUGAUGUCGAAAGAAUAAAAGGGAUUUGUAUGCUGAUUAACGAGGGCUAUGAAGACAGGAUUGUAAUUGCCCAUGACAUUCACACUAAGAACAGGCUGUUGAAGUAUGGAGGACAUGGUUAUUCUCACAUUCUUAUAAACAUAGUCCCUAAAAUGCUGACCAGGGGCAUUUCUCAAGCUGUUGUUGACAAAAUAUUAAUAGAUAAUCCAAAGAAAUGGUUGACAUUUAAGUAAAUCAUGCUAGAGUUAUAGUAGCCUUAGAAACCAAGGAUUAAUUCUUUGAGAUCAUGCAUUUGUUAGCAGCAUUUAAUGUAUACAUAUGUUCAUGUGAUAAUACAUUUAUACUAAAAGCUUUUUUUUCUGCACCCCUUUUUUCUACAUUUUAAAGCUAUAGCCUGUAUAUGAUUGUUUUAUUGUUUAUUUGCUUGUCCAAAAGCUAAACAGCUAUUCUUUUUCAGACCAGUUUUCAGGCAAAAUACCACAGAAGGGUUAAGGCUAUGAGUUGCUACCAAUAACCUUCUCUGUUUAGUCCUGGGUCUGAUCCAUUGGUCUCUAAUUGUUUACUUACUGCAUGAUUCUAAAAAAAAAUACUUAACCAGUAUGUCCUCCUGGGUCACUCCUGUAAAAUAUUUUUGUGCGUCAUGGACUUACCAUGCUGAUAAAUUUUAAAAAAUGAGCAGCAGUGAUUUGCUUCUUUUGACUGAUGUUGACAACAGAGGGCAGCAGAUGUAUUCUCUUCAUUCGCUUUGAUGUCUGAUUGUUGAACUUUUAUUUUUAUUUGCAUUUUUGUUCAGGAUGGUACAGCAUGAAUCUUUAUACUCAGGCCAGGAGUGCUAUCUGCUUAAGUGACCUGGUCAGAGUAACACAGGCAGUGCAGGCUGAGGGAACUAAACCCUGGACCACAGGAAAUGGCUCAUUAGCAGCUGCACCAACUGACAGACUUUCACAAGUCAUAGAGGAUUCUGACCUUUUAUCUCUGUUUUGUGGAAUAACUUGUACUGAAUUAUGUAUUAUGCCACAGUUCUGUUCAUAUGUAACAGGUAUGGAUAUGAGACAGUGCAAAACCAAUAGAGGAAGGACGCAAUAACCUUAGGACCUAAACUGUAGUUAUUCAAACCCUCCGGUCCCCUAAUGCCCCAGUGUGUUAUAUUUCAUAGUCCUAUUAUAUCAGAAAUUUCCAUGGUGUCACGCUUUUCAUUGUAAAGUAGUGCUUUCCCAUUAAAAAAAACUUAAAUCUUCUAAAAGAAAAACCAAUAUGCUGAACAAUCAGUCACAAUUUGCAUCAAAAAUAAUUUAAUAGAUUAAAUACUUUCAUCUCAUGCAUCCCAUGAGACAUAAUCAAAGUAUAAAUUCCAGUCCAUUGUCAUGCACUUUUAAUACAAUCAAAACUCAAAUUUUCCACUGUCAGUCAUUCAGGUGUGACCUCUUCUCUCAUCCUUCCCUUCUACAUAACAUAACCUACUCGUUCACCUAAUAAUCCUGUUUACCUAGGCUACUUCCCUCCAUCUUUUACCCCUCUGUACUAAACAAGACCUUAGUUAAUGAUCAAUGGCCACAGUUCAGUCAAUCCAUUCCCUAUAUCAACUUGUCUCUCUUCCACUGCACCCUUCUUAGUUACUUAUAUGGUCUUAAGAUAAAGCAUAAAGAUCCAUACUUGUUCUUUUUUUUUUUUUCUCAAUUUUUUUUUUAUGUUUCAAAUACUUUUCAAUUAAUUCCAUAGUAUUUAUACAUCUCUUAAAUAACUAUGUACACUAUUUGUUCGCCUGACACUAUAACAUAUCUUGGUGUAUACAGUUACUUAUAAGUGUGUCCAAUCCAUCUUCAGAGUGUCUGAUCAGUUAUUGUAUAGUGUCAAUCAAUGGUAAGACUUUUCCCCAAGGGUUGUUGAUAAAUGUCUUUGGAUAAAUUCUUAAUUCUUUAUAUGCUUGUUGUUCUGAGUACAAAUUUACCAGGGUUUUGUGCAUGGUAAAAACACGGCCUUGUUAUUGGAAUCAGUGUCACUUGUUGUUUUUCAGUGAUCUGUUUGUUUUAUUCUCUGCUUUCAUGCAUAGAGAUGAGCAGGUUCAUUAUAAUAUGGUAGUCAGUACUUUCCUUCAGCUUAUUUUGUAUCCACCCAUCCCCUAUUGCCAGCAGUCUACCUGUCACUGUGGGGUUCUUCAAUUGGGUUUUAUAUUGCAUUUCUUCUUGUUGACCGAUAUCUGUGACUUCAAAGAUCAUUCCCACAACAAACAUAAAUCUGUCAUCCUUAACAAUCCACCACUGGCCCACUUUUGCACCAUUAGCAAAUAACUUCAUUUUGUUUUCCAAGUCAUUAAUUGUGUUUGCAAUCUAAAUACCAUAUAGUACUGUACACAGCACAGAAUAUUGUGGUAACUUCCUGCUGCAAGCCUGAUAAUCAAAUAAAUUCAUCCUAUCACCACAAUUUACUGCUUCAUGUAAAUUCAUCUGGACAAAGCAUGAAAUAAUUGGGUCAAAGGGCCAAAAUCAGGACAGUUUAUUUACUACAACAGCAAAUUUUAUAUCAACAAACAUUUUCUAAACAAUAAUUAAUAUGAAAAUGUAAUGUUUUAUGUUAUUUACUGACUAAUCCUUGGUUAUUUACCAGAAAUUCAAAACUUUUACAAAGUUCAGGGCAAAAAUGUACGGCAAAAUCAAGGACAUUCUGCAAAAUUCUGUACACUACAGAGAUAUGUUGCUUAAAUCAACCUACCCAUCAUUUCAUAUACAGUAUGAUUUUUUUGUCUAGUCUUAUGUGAAGAAGUGAUAUAGAAACUUACAGUAAAUAAUAAUAAUGUACACAUAUGACUCAUUUGAAAGUACUUACUACACUGUGAGUUGUAACCUUAGUUGGCAUUUACUUCUGUAUUUUGUCACAGUUUCUCUGAAAAGAAUGUUUUGUCAAAGAUAUCACUAGAAUAAAAUGUACUGUAAGUGCUUAUUGAUUUAAUCAGUUAUAUUUAGAAAGAGCGUGAUAUGUAAUAUUCAGAGUAUAAUGAGCAUUGCUUUUUAUUCUUCAUCUGUCAUAUUGUAGCCUCAUCAUUUUUACUCAUUAAUAAAGAGUUUCCUGUUUAUCACUGA
This is a messenger RNA of Protopterus annectens (West African lungfish), 3998 nucleotides long. It is a transcript of the gene PTER, whose product is annotated as phosphotriesterase related. NCBI's taxonomy places the organism in Eukaryota, Metazoa, Chordata, Ceratodontiformes, Protopteridae. Bases 105 to 1154 code for a protein of 349 amino acids. The transcript is spliced from 5 exons. Gene Ontology annotation, molecular function: zinc ion binding; hydrolase activity, acting on ester bonds. Gene Ontology annotation, biological process: catabolic process. The record is from RefSeq and is a predicted model, not a curated record.